This is a messenger RNA of Melitaea cinxia (Glanville fritillary), 5223 nucleotides long. RefSeq names its product period circadian protein-like (gene per). Gene Ontology annotation, molecular function: transcription cis-regulatory region binding; transcription corepressor binding. The record is from RefSeq and is a predicted model, not a curated record. Lineage: Eukaryota; Metazoa; Arthropoda; Insecta; Lepidoptera; Nymphalidae. Gene Ontology annotation, biological process: circadian regulation of gene expression; entrainment of circadian clock by photoperiod; negative regulation of transcription by RNA polymerase II. The transcript is spliced from 35 exons. Gene Ontology annotation, cellular component: nucleus; cytoplasm.
GAGCGAACGUCAUUUAAGCAACCUCACUGAUAUAAACCAAAUUGACUUUAGUAGCGUUAACUGGUGUUCGUCAGUUGAAGCAAAUUUUAAGUCAUAAUAAAUAAAUCUUGCGUAUUCAAAUUUAAAGGGAAUAAAAUACUAAAAGUGGAUGAAAUACUAAGCGUAAAUAAUGAUAAAGAUGAAUGUGAUCAAGGAAUUUUAAUCAUAUUACAGCAAAAAAUCUACGUAAUGGAGAAAAUGGAAGAUUCAGAAAAAAAUGCGGACAUAUCCGAAUCUGCAUACAAUAAUAAUAGCAACAACAGUCAGAAAAAUAGAAGUUACAGCUCAAAAUCUAUACAUUCUGGCAGUAAUUCAAGUAGAAGCAGUGGCUAUGGCGGCAAGCAAUCUAAUUCUGGUUACAGUUAUAAUUCAAUAAUGAUGAAUAAGACGGAGGACACAGAAAAUAAUGCAAAGGUUUCUGAUUCAGCAUAUUCAAAUAGCUGCAGUAACAGCCACUCUAGAAGAAGUUACAGCUCCAAAUCUAUGCACUCUGGUAGUAACUCAAGCGGAAGCAGUGGAUAUGGCGGCAAGCUGUCCGCUUACGGCAAAAGCCAUGAUAUCAAUCAAGCACCAGAAAAACGGACAAUUGAUAAAGAAGGGAGGAAAAAGAAGAAAAAAAUGGCUGAAUCACAGACCAUCAGAGAAGAUGAUAUAUUGGAAAGCCCGCCAGAACCGGCGCCGGUCUUUGAGGAUCCGGAAGAAAAGAUUAACAAUGAUGACGAGACGCCCGAGCCCGCUCUUGAACUAGAAGAGCAAGUAUCUGAAAACAUGGAUAUUUCAACUUCUGACAGAGGCAGUAUCAAAGAAGAGAACGGCCCCUCCAGUUUACCAACAGCAGCUCCAAUGAACUACGUCGACAUGCGUCCCAUUUCGGAACAAUCAUCGGAUGGAUUUUCGUGCGUGAUAUCAAUGGAAGAUGGUAUCGUGAUGUCCACGACCUCUUCUAUCACGUCGGCCCUCGGGUUUCCUAAGGAUAUGUGGUCCGGUAGAUCCUUCGUAGACUUUGUACAUGAAAGAGAUCGCACCACAUUCACGUCUAAUAUUACUAGUGUUUUGGCAGUUCCGAAAAACGUUAACGAUACUCAAAUCAAAGCUUCAGGAGCAAGAAAACCAACUUCGACAAUGGUGUGUCGUAUUAGGAGAUACAGAGGGCUAACAUCUGGUUUUAGAAUUAACGAUAAUGUCGUUACAUAUAUGCCCUUUCUACUAAAAUUUUUCUUUAAAAAUAUAAACGAGGAAAAUGGUCAGGUUAUUUACCUGGUUAUACGAGCUACACCGGUUUUUUCCGCCUUUAAAACACCAAACGAAGUGAUAUUGAAUCCAAAACCGUUUGUUAUAAGACAUUCAGCAAGUGGCAGUCUAGAAUACAUAGACCCAGAAUCGGUGCCAUAUCUAGGUUAUUUACCACAGGAUAUUGUAGGCUCAGAUGCUUUAAAACUUUAUCGCCCCAAUGAUUUGGCGUAUUUACGUCAGGUAUAUGAAACGAUUGUAAAGGAGGGUGCAGUGCAACGCUCUAAGCCUUACAGGAUGUUGACCAAAAAUGGCGAUUAUUUGAAACUGGAAACGGAAUGGUCUUCGUUUAUUAAUCCAUGGUCGAGAAAACUUGAAUUUGUUAUUGGGAAACAUUUUAUAGUAGAGGGUCCAAAGAAUCCCGACGUAUUCCAGUCACCUGCGGAACCUGAAAAAGCUCCAAAGCUGCCCGAAGAAGAACAAGAGAAUGCCCAAACUUUAAGACAGUGUAUAACUAGAAUCAUGAGUGAAGUCGUAACAAAACCAGCGGAAGCUAUUAAGCGGCCAAAAGGGAAACUUUGUCAGGACCUUGCGAAUUUUAUGGAAAGUUUGAUGAAAGAUACAUCGAAGAUAAAUGAGGAACUAAGUCUGGAUAUACAGGAUGCCAACCACAGUUCACACGUUAGUUUUGAUGUUUAAAUUAUCCUAAUAUUAAUAUUGCAGGAGCGUGAUUCAAUGAUUUUUGGUGGUAUGUCGCCGCACCACGAUUUGAAUGAAAGCAAAUCAAGCACAGAGACGCCUGUUAGUUAUACUCUGCUCAAUUAUAAUGAAACACUUCAAAGAUACUUUGAUAGCUAUGAACCUUAUGAAGAAUAUCGUCCGAUACUGAAUAAGCUCCACUCAAGAGAGUCAGUCGAGCCCAGUAGUAAAUGUGUGUCUCCAAUGGCUCAAGAUUUAGAAGAUUUCGGUGAAAAGUCGAGUUUGUACGAUGCGAGUGCUCUCAUAACAAGUUUCAAUCAGAUGCCCGAGUACCAAGGAGUUCGGCUGACGGAGUCUUUGCUCAAUAAACAUAAUGUUGAAAUGGAAAAAGAGUUAGUGAAAAUGCAUCGCGAACUCCGAUUUGUUAGUAAAAAUGAGAACGAGAAUGAUUCGUGUGAAACGCGACAGAAGAAGAAAGACCACCUCGCAAGAUGCAAAGCCUUUUAUCACCCCUUGGUCGAAGGCACUACAGAUUUACAGCAACAUGGCAUAAAACGUGCGUCAGAGCAAAUCGAAGACGCGACUCUUCACAAGCAUCGAUGUACGUCUGUGAGAGAAACAAGCCAAGUAUCCAAAAUCACGAGUGUACAACAGACUACCACUGUCACCUCUGUUGUUUCUCCACCGUGGACCUCCAGUUCAGUUAAUAAUAUGAAUACCGUCAUACUUGGUCUAGGUAUUCCGCAGCAAAUGUCCCUAAUGAACCCGAUAUCGAUGCCGGGCAUAAUUCCAAUGUACUAUACACCAAAUUCAAUCCAACCCCCAACAGCAUCACAACAAAACAACAUAAAUCCAAAUGCCUUUCACAUUCAAGGAUAUCCAAAUACAAAUGGCACAUAUCCAGAAAUGGCUGUGCCUCAUUACGCAGAGAAUGUGACUGAAUCCGACGCAAUCACAAAAAUGAGUACUGAAUGUACAACCACUUCUUCCAAUAGACAAUAUCAACCACAGCAAAUGCCCUGCGUCAUGUUUGGACAGUCAGUCUACGGUCCGUCUUUUAUGUACCCAACAAUAGACCCCCAAGUUUCGUACAAUCUGCAACAAAGCUUUGUACCGCAAAAUAUUACUAACAUACACGCUUUGGACAUUUCAAAUAAAAAUUACGAAGAGGCGUGUAGGUUGACCUUACUACCGAAAACUGGCAAAACAUUCAGUUACCUCAAGAGGAAGAGAGCGAAGAUGGGCAAAAGUAAAAACGAAGUGUGUAGCGUCAGUAAUUCAUCUGCCGACGUCUCUAUGCGAAGCACGGAAACCACUGUCCAAAACCACAUUAAGACACAGAAGCGACUGGGAAACGGCGACGGUACAAAUGAUAAAACAGAUGAAGAAUCAAGUUUCUCAUCAUUGUACUCAUCGUUUUUCAAAACCGACUCCGGCAGUAAUGAAGAGAAUGACGUCAAGAAAGUCGCUCACAAAAAUGACAAUAAGACCUCUGACGCUGCCAAUGUUAGUACGAGUAAGGCGCAAAAUAUGAUACCGAGAAAAAAAAGUGACCCGCCGUGGAUGGAGCAAGUAUGCGUCACAUCAGAACUUAUUUACAAAUAUCAAAUAUCAACCGAGAACGCUGAAGACAUUCUCAGUUGCGACAAGGAAAAAUUACAAAAAAUUGAACAACCUUCAUUAGUCAACGAACAACUAGGACAAUUGUAUUUGGAUUUGCAGCUGGAAGGUGUUGCAGCCAGGCUUACUCUUGAAGAGGGCAUUACUAGUUCUAGCAGUUCAGGAGAGGAUUCAUUUGUUAUACCGGAGUCGAAGAGUCGACAACGUAAACGAGAAUACAGCAAGAUGGUAAUGAUAUAUGAAGAGGACGCUCCCCUACCUCCACCGGAAGAAGAAGCCAACAUUUAUCCACUACACCGGUGGCGCUCUACCUGCGCAAGAGUCACAUUCCGUCACCCACCUUCACGAUUGGCCGCCGAGCCUGUUAAGGCUUCGAAACUGUUUCAAAUUAAUUUUAGAAAGUUGGCAGUGUUACGCAGUAAAAUGUUUCGUUACGCUUGUCUCUUGGCAAUUGUCAGCGCAGCAGCAGCCCAGCUCACAUUGGACGGUAUAAAGUGCGGUCAGCUGACUUGUCAGCUCGAUGAGUACUGCUCACCCGAGACAAACCGAUGCGCACCCUGCAGCGUCGCUUGCAACAAAUCUCAUCACAACUACGAUUCUGGCCUCUGCAUAAAGGAGUGUCAAGGAUAUCUGUUGGAUUUGAGAUACAUGCUAAAGUCAGAGAGUGUUGCACCUCCAUCUGAUAUAAGCAGUGUUCAGCGUCAAGCGCAGACUGCUUUGAUUGUGAGCAGCAUCGCCCUCGCCGUGCUUCUGUUAUUCGUUAUAAUACUUUGUAGAGGAAGAUUAUCUUGGCGCUAUAUCAAACAAAAGUUGCAACCUUCUAAGAAUCGAGUUAAACAAUACCCGACGGAUUUAACGCACCAUAAUCCACACGCCGAGCUACCGAAACCGAAGCCAGAAUUGAAAUUGGAGAUACGAAAUCCUGAACCUCCAAAACGACAGAAUCAACAACCGCUUAACGUCAGAGAUUUAGAUGCGAGAACUCAAACCGAGAGGAGCCAGGGAGCCACGACACCGAAAACUAUAAGCACAGCUCUUAGCAAUAGGCACCCAGCUGAAGACACUACAUUAGAUUUUUCGUACGACAAUAUGGGCAUGAAUGUGACGCCACCUGAGCAACCAGCAGCAAGUCAUAAAUUCUGAGAAUCGGUUGUGACGUUUGAUUAUGAAUCUGUGACAUUUACAAAUACCUAAAACAAUAUCUCUCUGAGGAAAACAAUUUAGAUCACUUUUAAAUAUUUUGUACAAUAACAUUCUAAACUUACUAUUUAUUUUCCAUUAUAAUUAAUAAGCUAUAAUUAAGACACGUUACUUAAAAGAACAAUUAAACUUAAAAUAGGAAAUAUUUAAUUUAAUUUUUAUGAGAUUAGAUUUUAAUUUAUAAAACACAUAAAUUGAGACUUAAUCUGAUAUUUACAAGAAUACAUUAAUCCAUUAUUCCCUGCUAUUCGAUGAUGUCAAAUGUCUGCCCACAACGUUUAUUAGUGGAAUUAUUAAACAUCACAGUUCAAUACAUCACAAACUAAUAUCAAUUAGCAAAUUAUACUUACAUAUGAACGAGGUUUGCUCGAACUUUUUUUUAUACAUCCUGUUUUUUGUAUAUUUUAUUGAAAUACGAAUUACAUACUGAUCAAA